CUCUCUUUCGCACUCUAUACUGGCCGGUCGCAGUCACAUAUCAUUGUAGAUUCAGAUGAGCGUGAUUGAGUAUUCAUGAGUUGGCUGGCUUCCUGAUGAUCAUCUCUUUUCGCACCAAGAGCGGACAGAGGUUUCUGCUAAACGAUCAAGCGCUGCUCAGUGCCUCUCACAAGCUUAGUUCAUCUUAUUAACUAUACGCGACCACGCAAAAUAGCGAAAAGCGUUAUGAGUCAAUUUGCGAUGUCAUUUGGGCGUUUCAUAUGUGCUCAAUGCACUAGACGGCUCAGCCGCGUAGAUCGAUCCUUCAAGUCAUUGAGCAAUCCCAUAUACUCGCCAAUUAUGCCAACAUCACAGCUCUCACAAAAGCUCAAUACUUUCUUCCUCGCACACUAUUACAGCACUCGAAAAGUAGCCCGCAUAUCGACAACACGGGAUACAUUCGCCAAGGUGCGCUUUACGCGUGACGAUAUACCGCCACAAUGGUUCUGGGAGAAAGCCAAGGAAAUGCCAGGCGCAGAUUUAAGCGCCAAUGAAUACCAGAAAGCAGCAGAAUUAUACGUAAACAUGGCGCUGAAAAACACACCCCAAUGGCGACAACGGUUCAUCGCCGUCGAUGACAGCUCGCCUCCUGACAGCGGCCAGGGCAAAGCCCUCUCGGCGCACAUAUUACACUACGUUGCAUUGAUGCUCGUGAUGACAAGGACCUCUUCAUCCAAGACGGCCGGGCAUCUGGCUAUGCACAUCCUUCAUUCUCUUUCAGGCCUGGGGUACGCGCCAAGCACACUCACUAUAAUGCGUAUGGCGUUGGCUCGGAACUUAUUGCGUGAGCCGCAAUUUGAGCCCGCUGUAGAGAAGUUUGAGCGCAUCCUAAAGCGCAUCGGCGACGGCAGCAAUAGUAGCUCCGAUUACGAAGUUGGCGAGGGCGACUAUGCGGCUGACGCCUGUACACUGCGCGCCAUGAUGUAUGAGAGAGAGGACACGCGCGAGGGAGACAUCAGCGCGCUCCGAUGGUUUCGCCGAGCGUACGAACUCGGGCAAUCGACUGCGUCAACCACCGACCAUGCGCAUUCAGAGGAAAAGCAGGACGUAGAUACUAGCACGGCCUUGCAAGGGGAUAAAAACGCAUACUUCAACCCUCACUGGCAAUGGAAAGUGAGCUUCGCCCUCGGCGUCGGCAGGAUCCGCAUGCGACGUGGCGAGACCGAGAAGGCCAAAGACAUGUUCACAAUGGCAUCUUCCGAACUCGACAACGCAGACGGGUACUUGGCGAUGGCAGACGUACUAGAGCAGAUGGGCGAGGCAGAUACCGAGAAGUAUCUCGAGUCUGUCGAGAAAGCGGCCAUCAGUGGGAAGAGAGAGGCAGCACGUAAACUGGGACUAAGAGAGUGGGACAGGGCGACGGAGAGAGGGUUGAGCAAGUGGGAGAAGAGAAAGAGACAGGCCAUGGCUGAAGAAUGGAUGGCCAUCGCUGAUUCCGCAGCCCCGGCAGAAGGAACAGUAUAAAUGGUCGGGUGAUACACAACCCAUAGUUUCGUCGAAUCAGUGUGAUUCAAACCGCGAGCGGGCUAAUAUCAUGUAUAAGUUAUAAUAACUGUCUAGCUUGCUUUGGAGCCGCCUGGUAUACAAACUCUACAAUAUACCUGCAACGAUCAAAAGUUGUAAAAACAACCCAAGUGUAAUCUAUCUCUACCAACCUCUACGUCAUAUAAACGCUACAAACUGAACGGUAUUGAGUCUUUUCACGCAGACCAAUUAACAUCCCUACUUACCAGUCACAUCCCACGCAUUAAUAUUCGAAGAGGCUGAGUUAGCCCUGCAAACUUAGGUAGUCCACAGACCCAAACACGUCGCAGUCACGGGCGUGGCUUUUAUACCAACGACUA
Messenger RNA from Xylaria bambusicola, 1883 nucleotides. RefSeq lists its product as uncharacterized. Gene Ontology annotation, molecular function: protein binding. The record is from RefSeq and is a predicted model, not a curated record. NCBI's taxonomy places the organism in Eukaryota, Fungi, Ascomycota, Sordariomycetes, Xylariales, Xylariaceae. The transcript has a single exon. The coding region runs from base 226 to 1503 and encodes 425 amino acids.